Molecule: messenger RNA, 1006 nt
Organism: Meloidogyne enterolobii
Lineage: Eukaryota; Metazoa; Nematoda; Chromadorea; Rhabditida; Meloidogynidae
Source: the annotation of a GenBank genome assembly
AAUGAGCAACAAUAAAAUUGGCAAUACUUUGGAGAAUUCGAAAGAGAAUACAACGACGGCCGAAAUUAAGGAAGAAAAAAAGAUUACGGAAAAGUCAGAGAUGCAGCAAAAUGAUUCGGAUGACAGCGAUGAAUUUUCUGAUGUUGUUGUGAUUGAGUCCCCAAGUUUUGUCGAAAAAUCCAACAAAAUUAAGCAUCAACAACAACAGCAAGCAGCCAAAAGGCAAGCUGAGCAACCAACAACUGGUAAAGAGGAAAUAACAAAAGAAGAGGAAGAGAAGAGUUCUUCGAACAAUUCGAGUCCACAAACUGAGCGGCAUAAACUUGAACAACAAAAUUUAACAAAAACUUCAACAGCUUCUACAAACACAGCCCCAAUGGAUCCACCUCCACAAUAUACGCAAAAACAAGCUUCGUGGUUCUCAUCGAGUACAUCUCCAGCUCCUGGAGGUUUUGCUUUAUUUUUUGGAGGCGCAGGAGUACAACAACAAGGAGAUCAACAGCAACAACCUCCAACAUGUUCUGCUUCGGCGUUACGCCUUCUUGGCGAACUUCGAGCGCGUCUUCAGCCUUGGAGCGAUUUCUUCCGUCCUUCCAAAUUCGGAUUCCCACCAGGACUCGUCUCCAUCGGUCCGAGAGUUAAGCAUAAUUUGGAACAUUUUCUAAGCAAUUAUUUGUGCUUGUUUGUUGCUCUACUAAUUUAUUGUAUUUUGACAUCUUUAUUAAUGCUUUUGACAUUAGUGGCAUUGGCUGGGCUUUGCUACACAAUUUAUCAACGAACACAGAAAGGACCAAUAUUUUUUGGAAGUUAUGAGGUCCCACCAAGCCUUUUGUACACCUUUGCUUUGAUGGUUUGUAUUCCACUCUUUUACCUUGCAAAUGCUGGCUCUGUAAUGUAUUGGGUAAUUGGAACUGGAUUAUUUUUAAUGCUUGCACAUGCAAUAUUUUAUGCAUCUGAAGAGAUUCCUGGACAAGAAUUUGAAGUAGUUACUGUUGUGACUGCUUAA